Messenger RNA from Hippocampus comes (tiger tail seahorse), 3116 nucleotides. It is a transcript of the gene tyr, whose product is annotated as tyrosinase. The transcript is spliced from 6 exons. Lineage: Eukaryota; Metazoa; Chordata; Actinopteri; Syngnathiformes; Syngnathidae. Bases 139 to 1836 code for a protein of 565 amino acids. Gene Ontology annotation, biological process: pigmentation; melanin biosynthetic process. The record is from RefSeq and is a predicted model, not a curated record. Gene Ontology annotation, molecular function: tyrosinase activity.
CAAAGUUGCGUAUGCGCGAGAGGGUGUGUGUGAGAUCACACAUUCUGUCUGAGGACAGCCCCUAAAUGAGUUUAACGAGAUUGGUGAGAACAGUAAACUGCUGGCAGGGUGAAGAAAGUGAGGGUGGAAGGAGGUUGGAUGCUUGGCAGGGCAAAUCCUCAAACAGCAAAAUCAGGUGUUCCAGUGACCACUGCUGAGCGCCAACACUCCAUCAUGAGGAGCCCGUUUCCAGCCGUGCUCGUUCUGCAGCUUCUCGGGACCUGCUUUUGCCAAUUCCCUCGGCCCUGCGCCAACACGGAGAGCCUACGGACCAAAGAAUGUUGCCCCGUUUGGGAUGGAGACGGCUCGGCGUGCGGCGCCCUGUCAGGCCGAGGUUUUUGCACCGAGGUGCUCGUGUCAGACGAGCCCCACGGUCCGCAGUACCCCCACAGCGGAAUUGACGACAGGGAGCGCUGGCCUUUGGCCUUCUACAAUCGAACCUGUCGCUGUGUGGGAAACUACGGAGGUUUCGACUGCGGGGAGUGCAGGUUUGGCUAUUGGGGAGCAAACUGUGCCGAGUACAGGGAAUCAGUGCGGCGAAACAUCCUGACGCUGUCAGCUGCUGACCAGCAAAAGUUCAUCUCCUACCUCAACCUGGCCAAGAACACCAUCAGCCCCGACUAUGUCAUUGCCACGGCAACCAGAGCAGAGAUGGGCGAAAACGGUGAGAAUCCAAUGUUCAGUGACAUCAACUCCUACGAUCUGUUUGUCUGGAUGCACUACUACGUGUCGCGAGACGCCUUCCUGGGUGGGCCGGGGAACGUGUGGACCGACAUCGACUUCGCCCAUGAAUCUGCAGCCUUUCUGCCCUGGCAUCGAGUCUACCUGCUUCACUGGGAGAAUGAGAUCAGGAAGCUCACAGGAGAUUUUAACUUUACCAUCCCAUAUUGGGACUGGAGGGACGCCCAAACCUGUCAGGUGUGCACCGAUGCUUUGAUGGGGGGCCGCAGCCCCUUCAAUCCCAACCUCAUCAGCCCUGCGUCCGUCUUCUCAUCGUGGAAGGUGAUCUGCACUCAGCCUGAGGACUACAACAAUCGUGAGGCAUUGUGCAACGCGACAGGGGAAGGACCGCUGUUGCGUAACCCCGGCAACCACGAUACCAGCCGAGUGCAGCGACUCCCAACAUCAGCUGAUGUCGACUUCACUGUGGGCCUCCGGGAGUACGAGACCGGAGCCAUGGACCGCUUUGCCAACAUGAGCUUCAGGAACGUUCUUGAGGGUUUCGCCAGUCCAAUCACAGGCAUGGCGGUUCAAGGCCAGAGCACCAUGCACAAUGCCUUGCACGUCUUCAUGAACGGCUCCAUGUCCUCUGUGCAAGGUUCCGCCAAUGACCCCAUAUUCCUCCUGCACCACGCUUUCAUAGACAGCAUCUUUGAGCGUUGGCUGCGAACCCACCAGCCUACACGGGCCUUCUAUCCAUUUACCGACGCGCCCAUUGGCCACAAUGACGGCUACUACAUGGUGCCAUUCCUGCCUCUUUAUAGAAAUGGAGACUAUUUCCUCUCCACUAAGUCAAUGGGAUAUGAAUACGCCUAUCUGUUGGAUCCAGGUCAGCGAUUUGUUCAGGAAAUCCUGACACCUUACCUCCAGCAGGCCCAGGAGAUCUGGCCGUGGUUGCUGGGAGCCGGUAUCAUCGGGGCGUUGAUCGCGGCAAUCACCGCGGUUGUGGCCGUUGUGGCAAGAAAGAAAUGGAGACGAAACCAGAGGAGGAAGAGGACGUCCAUUUUUGGAGAACGACAGCCGCUUCUUCAGAGCAGCUCAGAGGAAGGCUCAGCUUCCUACCAGACUACUCUGUAACACUCACACACACACACACACACACACACACACACACACACACACACACACACACACACACACACACACGCACACACACACUUACACUAGCUUAGGUAAUGACAUUCUGACAGGUUCCUGGGUUUCUAAAGAUAAAAUUUGGUGAAGAGUUUGUGCACCUGAAUCACGUUUUCUCCUCAUUUUAAAAAAGCAAAAGCAUAUGUCUACACGUAUAAUGAGUGUCCAUUCUUACUAUCUUUUGCAUACCAAACCAAAGAUUUAGCCCAUGAAGUAAAAUGCACAGUAAUGAUCCAAUUGUCAUAAACACUUCCAUGUAUUUGCUGAUAAGGUAUCUAGGAUACACUGCACAUGUACAAAAAAAAAAAUCUUACUCAUAAUGUCAGACGCUGUAAAUUGUUGAUUUGGGUGCACCAACCUUCAUGAAGUUUUUAAACAGCAAGCUGAAAAUCAUUCAGGAAGAUAUCCCACAUAUUCCAAACAUUUACCAAUCAGAAUACACUGAGGACGUGUGGGUACACAUGCAUGUAUUGAUAAUGAUAUUGAUAAUUAUAAUUGAUGAUGAUAAUAAUAAUAAUAAUAAUAAUAAUCAUAAUAAUCAUAAUAAUCAUAAUAUGAACAAAGAUUCACAUGCUUGAGUUACGUGAAAGAGCUUGACUUGAAAGGUGUUUGCUAAAUAUUAACAUACUCUAUAUUCAGAAAUUAAAUGGGUUUUAAUCACUAUUAAAUGUACAAUUGUAUAAUUAUUUUUGAUAUUAUGAUGGCCCAAUUGAAAGUGAAGGUCAAAUGAAAUACAAUGAAAUAAAAUUUUAAAAAGUGCAAUUAUAUGUUAUAUGUGCCUCCACUAGUCUAAACACAGAAGUCUCAUUAAAAUUGGAUUGUGGAAUAAGAAUGUAGCAGAUAAUAAAUCCACGUAACCAAACCCAGAAAUUCAACGGCAGCAAUUCAAACCCAUCAACACUUUGACGUGAAUUUCAGCCAACAGCAGGGGGCAAUGCUGCAUAAAAUUUCAGCCUCUGCGGAUGGCUGAAAAUGGGUGGAUUUGUCUGGUUCAUUUUUAUUCCACCAACUCCAUUUGAAAUUCCGUGUUUAGUGGGGGCACAAAGUAUAUUAUAACAAAGAAAAUGUCUGAUUUCCACUUAAAAGGAAAUGACCUUGUUUUUACACAAGUGAAUACUGUACACUCACCGAAAAACUGGUGCUCAAGGAUCGUAAUGCACGUGAUUUCUCACAAACUCAUGAAAUGUGAGUGGCUGCAUUAAAAUCAGAUCUGAUCCGAAUUU